Messenger RNA from Gongylonema pulchrum, 630 nucleotides. The record is from the annotation of a GenBank genome assembly. Lineage: Eukaryota; Metazoa; Nematoda; Chromadorea; Rhabditida; Gongylonematidae.
UUGCUUGUCAUUGAUUUAGACGAGGAUACGGGUGUCUGGCAAUUCACUUAUACGAAAAUUGCUGAUCCAGUAAUACCGAAAUGUAAUAUAUUUUCACUAGAGGAAGAUUCUAGAGACUGCAGCUUCAACGAGACUGGCAAAAAUAUCAGUAACCGCGAGAAUUAUAUUGACGAAAUGAUGAAGUAUUGGAGCACCAGAUCAGAAAUAUUGAAAUUUCCAAACUUUAGCAAAGAGUAUGCUCUUUCAAUGUACUGGUCGUCACUUACAUUAACUACAAAAGGACAGCAAGUAGUCGACACGCUGAUCGGCCUGCUCGUCUUUGCAGUAAUUGUUGGUUCAGUGGGAAGCGUCGUGUCAACAAUGAAUCGGAAUCAGACUGAAUUUCAGGAUACUUUAGAUGGAAUUAAAUUUUAUAUGAACUACAGGCAAGUGGAUUCAGACAUUCAAAAGCGAGUGCUGAACUGUUGCGAGUACAUACAUGAUCAAGGCAUGUCCAAGGAUGAGAAGAUACUUUUGGAAGGUCUUCCUAAAAGGCUACAUGGGCAGUUGGCUGUGCACCUCCAUAUGGCCACUUUGCAACACGUCGAAUUGCUUCAGGUGCUUACAAGUGCAUUAUCAAUUCUAAAAUAA